Molecule: messenger RNA, 1832 nt
Organism: Notolabrus celidotus (New Zealand spotty)
Lineage: Eukaryota; Metazoa; Chordata; Actinopteri; Labriformes; Labridae
Product: CMP-N-acetylneuraminate-beta-galactosamide-alpha-2,3-sialyltransferase 1-like
Exons: 7
Coding region: 154-1098 (314 amino acids)
Molecular function (GO): beta-galactoside (CMP) alpha-2,3-sialyltransferase activity
Source: RefSeq, a predicted model, not a curated record
CCUUUGAUCAGCAGUCCUUUGGUCUCCAUCAGGGGGUUAGGUUUCUGUUAUAUUUGAUGGUGCUUUGAUGGUGACAUUUGAGUGUUUUUGAGAAAGGAUACGACUGAUGCAUGUUGCUGGGUGACUGGAGGAUUUGAACUGUUAUCUGAGAAGAUGGAUUUGAAAGUGAAGACACUCCUCGCCCUGAUCUGUGUGACCGCCGUGGGUAUGUUUCCAAGAGGAUGCAGGCUGAGAAACUUCUUCUCUCACUAUCAAAGCACUUCUUGUGCUUGUGAUAAAUGUUCAUCAGAAGGAGAUCCGUGGUUCACGCAACGCUUCAACAAAUCUGUGGCACCAUUUCUGUCUUCAGAGUACAAUCUCACAGAGGAAGCUUUUAACUGGUGGAAACGCAUGCAAGGAGAGAGGGGCAGCCUCAGUUCUUUCAGUAAAACAGUGGAAGGACUAUUUCAGGUAGUCCCUCCCAGGCCGGAUCUUGAAGAGCACAGCCCCUACCGCUGCAGGACAUGUGCUGUGGUUGGUAAUUCAGGCAACCUGAAGGGAUCACAUUAUGGAGCUUUGAUCAAUUUCCAAGAUGUUGUCAUUAGAAUGAACAAUGGUAGAGUCGAAGGCUAUGAGGCAGACGUCGGGAACAGAACCACUCAUCGCAUCAUGUAUCCAGAGAGUGCCAUGAAUUUGGAGAACAACACCCACCUCGUGCUGUUUCCAUUCAAGAUACAAGAUCUUCUGUGGGUCACCAAGGCCCUCACCACAGGAUUCCAUGGAACCUCAUAUAGGCCAGUAAAAUCUAAAAUCAAAGCUAACAAGGAUUUGGUGAUGGUGGUCAAUCCGGCCUUCAUGAAGUACGUUCAUGAAACAUGGCUCGGAAAGAAGGGCAGGUAUCCCUCCACUGGAUUCAUGGCUCUGAUAAUGGCCCUGCACAUUUGUGAUGAGAUCCACGUGUUUGGUUACGGAGCAGACAAUGAUGGAAACUGGAGCCAUUAUUGGGAAGUGCUCAGAGACAAAAGUUUUAGAACUGGAGUACAUCCUGGAAACCAUGAGUAUGACACGAUCUUAAAACUGACAGAGCAACAAAAAAUCCAGUUUUAUUCAGGAUGGUGAUUUCUCUCUCUCAAUGUGCAAAGAGCCCUGAUAGUAGGCGAUGCACCAAACUGAGAUGCUGAGUUCUUGAAACUCAAGCCACAACUCUUUCUGAAUGACUUCCUGACCGUGCUCAUGAAACCUGACAAACUGUGAAUUCAUUAUAACUGGUUAUGGGGACAGAACAGAACUGAACAUGUAAAGUGAAUGUGACUGAUCUUGUUGAUUCAGUGAUUUUUAAUGUGAAGGACAACUUAAUGAAAACCAAGAGAAUGUAAGAUAUGUUCUUCAUAGCUGCACUGCUUUGAUCAUUUUUAAUUUAUAGUCCUUUUUCUGCAGGAAUUCAUCUUCAUGACUUUCUUUUAAACAUUCUUCCAGGUGAAAUGUUGAAGUAAGAACCUCUUUAAAUAUACAAAUUUUACUCUGUGUUUUUACAUUUUUAAGUAAAGUUUUAACAGUGCAUCCUCCUGUUAUUCAAAUCGACUCAGCCUUGGCUCAUCAUGCAAAGUGUAAGGAAAUAUCCUGGGCUUCACAGGCGGCUGUAGAGAGAGAGAAGGGUUACCCACAGGUGUCUAUAUAUAUAUAUAUGUUCUGUAUAGACUGCUAACUGUCUACUGCCUUUUUAAUUCUGUCACACCAUCGAUUGAUGUAAACUUAAACCCUGUUUUUAUUUGUCAGUGCCAAAUGCUAUUUUCUUCUUGAAUUUAUGAUGAAGUGUUUUUAAUUGGAAGGAAAUAUUAGGGAGAUGGUUCAGU